This is a messenger RNA of Leopardus geoffroyi (Geoffroy's cat), 3482 nucleotides long. Its product is annotated as lysosomal membrane ascorbate-dependent ferrireductase CYB561A3. Gene Ontology annotation, molecular function: oxidoreductase activity. Lineage: Eukaryota; Metazoa; Chordata; Mammalia; Carnivora; Felidae. Gene Ontology annotation, cellular component: lysosomal membrane. The record is from RefSeq and is a predicted model, not a curated record. The transcript has 9 exons. Bases 1303 to 2031 code for a protein of 242 amino acids.
CGGUUCUUUUGGCACUGGGUGGCGGUGCCCGGCGUGUGGGUCUGCCUCCGAAAGUCCCUAUUCCAAUUUCCUGGAGUCCUAGUAGCCGCGGCGCCGGGUGGCGAGAGGCGGGUCCGAGAGACCCCUGCGACCCUCUGUGGUUCGGGGGUGUGGUUGCAAAGGCACGAAAGCUCUUCGGAAGUCGGAGUCAGCAGGCGGAGCUCCUCGCCGUAGUUUUCACCGAAGGUUAGCUAGGACCGACAGCCGCCCUCCGUCCCCGCAGAAGAGUCAGGGAUCGGGCUCCGGAUUCCUGGAGCGGUUCUCCCGACACCGGAGCCAAACGGGAGCAGUCCGGAAGGGCGGGAAAAGAAAGUCAUGAGAGAUACUGUCUGAUGGAUGGAGCCUGCUGACCAAGUGCUUCAUGCUGACUUCACUGGGGGGUGACUGAACAUCUGGUGACCCGAAACUUCCUCUGCUCUUACGGGGACUAAGGGGACGCCUCUGAGGCUGGGCAGCAAAUCUCUGAGCUCAGGAGUUGAGUCAGGAAGCUUCUAGGAAGACAUUAUUUUCUCCUUCUAGCCUUAUGGAAGCUUGGUUUUCCCCCAGCCCUCGGAUCUAACUUUCUCUGUGGUGACUGCUAACUUGGAUCACGUUGUGAGAGCUCAGUGUCUUUUUCUGAUUAGGUGGACACCUGUCAUGGAGAGAACUGGCGUGACAUGCUGUUGGGGCCACUGAGAGGCCUGGGCAGCCACGGGGACCACGAGCUUCAGGCUUUAGUUGGUAGCUAGGAUGAACUGCUGUGACAACAUCGAGAAAAGCAGAAUAUUUAGCUCUCACAGCGUCCUUAACGGACAUUUUCUCACUUGACCUUUUUUUUUAAAAAAAAACUUUUUUUUUUAAUGUUUGUUUAUUUUUGAGAGAGAAGGCACAAGCAGGGGAGGGGCAGAGAGAGAGGGAGACCCAGAAUCCGAAACAGGCUCCAGGCUCCGUGCUCUCAGCACAGAGCCUGACGCAGGGCUCGAACUCACAAACUGUGAGAUCAUGACCUGAGCCGAAGUUGGACGCUUAACCAACUGAGCCACCCAGGCGCCCCUCACUUGACCUUCUGACCACCUAUGGUCAAGGUAAAAAAACAGGGGACUUGAAGCCAAACGGACAAGGAUUUGAAACUUCCUACCCCUUUACUGGGUCCUAAUGCUGAUGAGAAGACUGAGUCCUACACAUGCUAAGUGAUUUCCUCCAGAUGCCUCAUUUCAUAAGGAUCGGAGCCUAGGCCCGCACUCUGUCAGCCUACCACUAACUCUAAAGGGGCGCCUGGUCAGAAUGGCUGUCGGGUGGUUCUACUUGUCCUUCUAUGCACUGUCGCUGCUGGGCCUGAUGUGCGUCAUCCUCACCGUCUACUGGAUGCAGCUGUGGCAUGGUGGCUUUGCCUGGGAUGGCACCAGCCUCAUGUUCAACUAUCACCCCGUGUUCAUGGUCGCUGGCUCAGUGGUGGUCUACAGUGCUGCCUCGCUGGUGUACCGCCUGCCGCAGUCGUGGGCGGGGCCCAAGCUGCCAUGGAAGAUUGGCCACGCAGUCCUGCACCUGGUGGCCUUCAUCCUGACCGUGCUGGGGCUGGUCGUCGUCUUUCAGUUUCACGACCACGAAAACACCGUCAGCCUCUACUCCCUGCACAGCUGGCUGGGCAUCGUCACCGUCUUCCUUUUUGCCUGCCAGUGGUUCCUGGGCUUUGUCGUCUUCCUGCUGCCGUGGGUGUCCGUGUGGCUGCGCAGCCUCCUUAAACCCAUCCACGUCUUCUUUGGAGCUAUCAUCCUCUUUCUGUCCAUUGCAUCUGUCAUUUCCGGCAUUAAUGAGAAGCUCUUCUUCAGUUUGAACAACAACACCCAGCCAUACUCCAGUCUGCCCAGUGAAGCUGUCUUUGCCAACAGCACUGGGAUGCUGGUCGUGGUCUUUGGGCUACUGGUGCUCUAUAUCCUCCUGGUUUCGUCUUGGAAACGCCCAGAGCCAGGGAUCCUGAGCGAAGGACAGCCCCUGUUGCGUGACGGGGAGUGAAGCGGGAAGGGCACCCAUGAGCAGGUGGAGGUGUUUCCCCCCAGAAGCUCUUCUCUGCCGGGGCCUCCUCUCUGGUUUCGGCAACAGACCAGCUUUGCGCUCUGGGCCCGAACCUCUUCUGGCCUCCGCGUGGGGCCUGCUCUCCCCACCAAUCUCCUGCCCACCCGCUCUGCUUGGUGGCUUCUGUACCCCUUCCUGGCAUCGACUUCUCGGGUUCUCCACACACGCCGCCCCAGCUGCUCACGCUGUGUGCUCCCUGCUCCCUGUAUGAAGUCAAGCUGAUUUCCCCUCUCGGCCCCUAAGGAUCUGGUCGAGACUCUCUCCAGCUCAGAUAAGCCAGGGCGCAGGUGUAACCUGUACGUGGAAAGUGAGGGAGGUAACGGUGUCCGGCAGCUUUCCCCGGAAGGCGUGCGUUAUAUUUGGGCCGCCCUGACCGUCGGGCGGCCAGCAUCUGCCGCGCCCUCCAUCCAGCCCGCCCAGACGUGAGGCUGGAAUGGAGAAGGUGGAAGGUGAUGGAAGGUGAUGGAAGGAGGAGAAGGGCAGCAGAGGGGCUUCCGCAGAGAAGCUGAGGAGCUGACUGCUCUUUGCUGUUGUUUCGUGUCGCUGCAUUCCUCGUCCACCUGCACUGUGACCACGUGCCUCUACCUCUCGCUGCUGCCACAGCCCUGGCCUAGAUCCUGGCCUUUCCCUGUGACUUACGUGCCCGUCAAUGUCGGGCAGCCCGAGGAACCCUGAUGACCUGCUCUCCCAAGAACCACGUGUCCCCGGCUGCCCCACAAGGGAUGAGCCCCAGGGACGCCUCGGACUUCCGUUCCUGCCCCUGCCCGGAUCAGGGCCUCCCCACCUGGCCUCGGGCAGGGUCAGCCUCGCUCUCUUGGCAGAGCCCCUGCCCAGCUGAUUUUCACUCUCUAGCUCCCCAUGCAACAAGCCAAAGUUGCGGUGCAUUGUGCCCUGUGGGCGGCUUUCCAAGGUGCUCCCUGCCGAGUACUGGAGUGCCUCAUUUGCCCCCUCAGUGGCUACUUGCUUGGCCAAACCCAGUCUCAUGUUAUGCCUGAGGGCGAGCUGCAGGGGAGGGGGGGGGGGGAGUAGCGGGGGAUGGGACAGGGGAAUCUGCUCCUCUCUGAAGUGAUGGGGCCGUGGCUUUUCCCGCCUUCUCCAAAUGAGCCCUGCUGGGACCCAGCUCCAUACUGCCGUGCUCAGUGACCACCAGCACCAGUGCACUUACCCCUGGCAGGUGGUGAGGAGGCGGACCGUCCACCCCAACCCCAUGUGGCCCGAUGUCGGCAGGACUGUGACUGGACUUCCUGAGGGGAUGGAGCCUUUGAAGCCACUGGGAUGACUUCCAGCCACCUCAGUCACGUGCCCCGCACCCCCUCUUUCCGUAUGGGUGGAGCUGUAACUUGUUCACGCUUUAAUCGUGUUUUAAAGAAUCAAAGCCUUCUCUACUGUGA